AUGCGGUCUCCACCGGCAGAUAUCGGACACAAGGCCUACUGCAUCUUCUUCCUCCAGGGCGUUGGACAGUUGUUCCCAUGGAACGUUUUCAUCAAUGCGGAGGACUACUUUCGCAGACGUCUCUGCGGCUCCUCGUUCGAGAAUAACUUCGAGAAUUUCUUUUCCGUCGGAUAUAACCUCGCUGCCAUCUUGGGUCUGCUGCUCGCUCUAAGGUAUCAAGAGCAGUGGGACCUUACGGGCCGCAUCAUGGGAUCCCUGGCGGUAUCUUUGGGAACGUUUGUUGCGUGCGGCAUCUUCGUGUUGGCGGAAGGAGUCAACGGCACGCUCCUGUUUUUCUGUACGAUGGGCCUCAUCGUAGUGUCUGGCCUGUGUACUGCCGUCUUGCAGGGCGGUAUUUUCGCGAUGGCGAGCGCUUUCCCGCCGCGGUACACCCAGGCAAUGAUGGCUGGUCAAGGUCUGGCAGGUCUUGCAGUUGCUCUGGCUGGACUGUUCACCACAUUGGCCGGCCCUGACGAUGAGUCGUGCAUUGUAGACCUUUAUGACACAAUCGCUACUGUCCGUGACGGCGGUGAUACCGGCGGCAGUGCUGACGUUUUGACAGAGGGCCACCUGGCGCGACAGGCGACAUAUCAAAGAGCAUCGGAUGUGGACCCAUUGUUGGGGUCUUCCUGUGCAGCAUACGCGAGGGACUGGAGCACCUUUGUUUACUUCGGCAUCGCCGUUAUGGUGCUCUUGGGGUGUAUAUUGACCUACCCCCUGCUAAGGCGUCUACCAUUUGCGUCUUUUUACAUCAACACGGCCGUCGGCCUCGGCGACGGUUGCGACGAAGGCGGCGUUUCUGUGGGGCGUGUCCGCGAAGGGAACCCGGACGGGGGAGGUGCCGACGACGACGGGUGGCUUGGCGUAGGGCGUUCAGCCGUAACUUCUACGACCACCAGCCCGACCGGAUCUUCCAUGUAUAGACGCCUGGUCGACAAACCGUUGUCGGACUGCACCAUGCAUGAUGCCGAGGGAGAAAGAGACGGAGCGCAGAAGAGAGAAUCUGCAACAAUCGUAAAUGGUGGCAGCUAUGUUGGGAGCGAUACUCCAGUGGACGGGCUCCGGUCCAGGCUGGCGCCAAUCUCGUCGUACGCGUUCGCAGUGUUUCUGGUCUUCACGGUGACGUUGUCUAUUUUCCCGGGUGCCACGUCGGAUAUAGUGUCCUCCCAGCGGUGCCAAUCAGGACGGUCGCGCUUCUUCGCGGGGGACGUCUUCGUCAUGUUCUCGUUCGUUUCUUUCAAUGCAUUCGACCUGCUGGGUAGGUUAGUGGCCGGCCUCGCGGUUGCCUUGCCGUACGCCUGGCUGCCGACCGCCUCUGUCUCGCGGCUUAUGUUCGUUCCGCUCAUGCUGGCUUGUAGAUCGGAGCACUCUCGGUUUCGCGACUGGCUCUCGGCUGACGUGUUCCCGUUGACCCUCAUGCCCGUCUUCGCCUUCACGAACGGGUACGUGGGGAGCCUGAGUAUGAUGGCCGGUUCACAACUAGGGGCGUGGGCGGGAACGGCCAUGGUGCUGUUUCUCAGCGGAGGGCUGUUGGCUGGGUCCCUGUUGUCUUUCUUGGUGUUGUUUGCAAGCACAGAGUAAUCACGAGUACAAACGGC
This is a messenger RNA of Ectocarpus siliculosus, 1637 nucleotides long. NCBI's taxonomy places the organism in Eukaryota, Phaeophyceae, Ectocarpales, Ectocarpaceae. The record is from the annotation of a GenBank genome assembly.